This is a messenger RNA of Ophidiomyces ophidiicola, 639 nucleotides long. RefSeq lists its product as uncharacterized. NCBI's taxonomy places the organism in Eukaryota, Fungi, Ascomycota, Eurotiomycetes, Onygenales, Onygenaceae. Gene Ontology annotation, biological process: negative regulation of transcription by RNA polymerase II; chromatin organization. The coding region runs from base 1 to 639 and encodes 212 amino acids. The record is from RefSeq and is a predicted model, not a curated record. Gene Ontology annotation, molecular function: chromatin binding. Gene Ontology annotation, cellular component: pericentric heterochromatin; nucleus. The transcript has 7 exons.
AUGCCUCCUCCAGUUGAAUUCAGCGAUGACGAGUCCGGGGGGGAAUCAAUUCCUUUCGAUGAUGAAAAGUCCAAAACAGAUAAGGCAAACGAGAGUACGGGAGCUGAAGGAAGUGAAGACGAGAGUGAGGAGGAAGGGGGUGAUGUAUAUGUCGUUGAAAAGAUCGUCAGUCACGAAUUUGCGAAAAAGGGAACACUGGUGUUCCUAGUCAAAUGGAAAGGAUAUGAUGACCCCAGUGAUAUGACUAAGGAGCCCGAAGAAAACCUGGAGGGUGCCCAGGAAGUUCUACAAGAAUAUUUUGAGAGAAUAGGAGGCCGCCCGGAAAAACCUUCAAAGAAACGGAAAUCGGGCGCGUCAGUGCAACAACGAACACCCGCAAAAAAGUCUAAAAAAUCACCUGAUAUUGUAAACGGAACAUCUGAUGCUAUAGAACUUCAUAAUUGGUAUCCUGAAGGGAGCAACUGGGAUAGCCAAGUCGAAACAGUUGAAACCAUCAUUAGGAAGAACAGUAACUUAUAUGCGCUGCUAGCCUUCGACAAUGGAAAGAGAUCAAAAGUGUCCUUAGCUCAGGCUUAUGAAAAAUGUCCGCAAAAGAUGCUAAGGUUUUAUGAGAGUAAUUUGGUAUUUAAAGAGGAGUAG